Silurus meridionalis is the source of this 2199-nucleotide messenger RNA. RefSeq names its product hedgehog acyltransferase like, b (gene hhatlb). Gene Ontology annotation, biological process: negative regulation of N-terminal protein palmitoylation. Gene Ontology annotation, molecular function: acyltransferase activity. The record is from RefSeq and is a predicted model, not a curated record. Lineage: Eukaryota; Metazoa; Chordata; Actinopteri; Siluriformes; Siluridae. Gene Ontology annotation, cellular component: endoplasmic reticulum.
UCUUAUGCCUCCAAGUUCAACCUCCAAGAUCAAUCUUUACAACCAUGGCAGGAGGUCAGUGGGUUUGGUGAAAAUUGAUUUAAGAGCUUUGUUCCUCAAAACAAAUCUAAUGGAUGAAAUAUUUUACAGUGAAUUAGAAAUGUUACGGUUGAACUUAAGGUACCUCCAAUGAGUUACGUAGGUAUUUUAAGGUGUAGCACGCCUCUGACAUUCAGGUGAAACUUGUUCUUGGUGAAACGUCAAGCCGAACAUCAGACGUUCUUUUCUUUUAUUGGAAAUGUGAAGUAUAAAGUAGAUUUACAGUAGAUUCAUGUCGAUGGAUUGGCACUGAUAUGCAGGAACCUCUCAGCAUGUGAGGAAAACCAGAUAUGCGUUGGGUUGGUAUCUAAUAGAUGUUUUUGCAUUUAAAGGAGAUUUCUGGUUACUUGCAAGGUUACUCAAGUGCCUGGUGUGUGUUCUUUCUGCUUGAGCAUGAUGAGGAUCAAAGCAGCUCUUCCCAAAUAUGAGCUCUAUUUUUAUUAUGUGGUGCUGUCCGUGGCAAUGCUCUGGGCUGCCAGUUGGAUUUUUGAGGUGUCCAGCUCCAAUGAAAACCGAAAGUCUUUCAGGUCCAACAUCCAGCCCGGAUGGUACUACUUUGGCAGAAAAAUGGACGUGGCUGAUUCUGAGUGGAUGAUGUGGUUCUCUACGUUCCGCGUGCACAUCGUCUUUGCUUUGUCUGGCCAUGUUUUAUUCGCCAAGAUCUGCUCAAUGUUGGCUCCUCAGUACCGGUCUCUGGUCUUCAUGGUGUACGGUCUUCUUGCCGUUCUCACGUGUAUGGGCUGGACCUAUGUGAUGCUCAUCCUCUCACACUGCGUGCUGCUCUACAGCAUCUCACUAGUCAAACUCCGCUGGCUCUGUUUUACCGCCGGACUCAUCACGCUCGCCACUUUUAAGAUGGACCCAUUUGUUUCCUGGCAGGCUGGGUUUGUGAGCGGAGACUUUGCCCUGCGCUCGGUGCUCUUUUAUGGUGGCUGCGGCUUCACCAUCAUGCGCUGCAUGAGCUUUGCUCUGGAGAACUGUGAAAGGAAAGAGGGUCACUACAGCAUCCUGGAGCUGCUCAAGUACAACUUCUACCUCCCCUUCUUCUACUUCGGACCCAUCAUGACCUUCGAUAAGUUCCAUAUCCAGGCUAAUAAUCCAGACCUGAGCCGUAAAGAGUGGGAGUUGUGGAACAUUUCCAUCCAGGCUUUAUUACACUUAGGAGCUAUUAUAAUGGUGGCCAUCAUCUUUCACUUCAUGUAUAUUCUGACCCUUCCUAAUGAUAUGAAGCUGCUGAAACAUCUCUCAGACUGGGCUAUAGCGGGUCUGGCGUAUAUGAAUUUGGUAUAUGACUGGGUGAAGGCUGCGGUGAUGUUUGGCGUUAUAAACACUGUGUCUAGACUGGACCACCUAGAUCCUCCCAAACCUCCAAAAUGCAUCACAAUGCUUUACGUCUUCUCUGAAACGCACUUUGACCGAGGAAUCAAUGAGUGGCUUUGCAAGUAUGUGUAUAAUUACCUCGGCGGUAAACAUGAAGAUUUGCUGGAUGAGUUGAUCGCUUCACUCUGCACGUAUGCCAUCGCGGCGCUGUGGCUCGGGCCUGGCUGGGUCAUCUUCAUCUGGGCUUUCUUCAACUGUUUCGGCCUCAACCUUGAGCUGUGGAUGGCCAAGUUCUUCUCGAUGGAGCCCUUCUUUACCAUUGAGACGGCGAUGUCUGAAUCUAUGUCUCGCAGAAUUAGAGCAGUGUUUAAUGCCUUCAACUUCUGGUGUAUUGUUCUGUACAACCUCCUAAUCCUCAACAGUCUUGACUUUGUGAAGCUUGUUGCCAAGAGAUUACUUUUGAAAGGUUUCCCCUUAACCACCAUCACCGUGAUGUUUGUGACCUAUUGCCUGGUGCAGGUUAUAAAAGAGAGAGAGAGGAAGCAGGCUCUGAUUGAUGAUCCUGAUCCUGUACCUCAUCCUGCCCCUGUGCCAACUCCAACCACCAUCACGCCCCAAACUGAGGCCUCAGCCACUGCUGUGGAUCCCAACAAAGAAAAAUCAGAGUAGGAUGACAAAAAAAACCCCAACAACAAUACAGAAUUACACAUCUUUAUUUGAAGAUUGCAGAUUGAUAGAUUGUAUUUAAAGGGUAUAUAAACUCUAGCUUGGUCUAUGAAAUAAAAAAAAACUGAAACAAUA